AAAAGGUCCGUGGAGGGGAAAGAAACAACAAUGACUCCAACUCUCUGAAUGAAACGGCGGUGACUGCUAGGCAGCACCACCGAGAAAAAUGAGGGCCUUAGGAUGGAACUGCCGAAGGCUUGGGAACCCUCGGUCAGUUCGUGUGUUGCGCAAUAUUGUGCAACAAUGGGAUCCCGAUUUUGUGUUUCUUUCAGAAACAAAGCUGAGAAUGCGGAGUAUGGAAAGGAAGAAAAGGAGUAUUGGUUUUACUAACGGUUUAGUUAUUCCAAGCCAUGGAAGAAGUGGAGGUCUGGCUUUGUUGUGGAGAAAGGAAAUUAACGUUGAUGUUCAAAGCUUCUCAGAUAGACAUAUUGAUGCCAUAGUUACUGAAGACAAGGGGUUUAAAUGGCGAAUGACUGGUUUUUAUGGCAACCCUGAGGUCCAUAGAAGGAAGGAAUCUUGGGAAUUGUUAAAAGUUCUUAGCAGAAAGUUUCAGCUCCCCUGGCUAUGUUUCGGGUAUUUUAAUGAAAUUGUGUCGACUUCGGAGAAAAUGGGAGGAGCUCGAAGAUCUCAGAGGCAGAUGGAUGAUUCUAGGGAAGCUAUUGACUGCUGUAGGUUUAUGGAUCUUGGAUUUUGUGGUCCGGAGUUCACUUGGUGCAAUAUGCAAGAAGGUCGACACAGGAUGUAUCUUCGGCUGGAUCGGGCUCUAGUUACGCAGGAUUGGGCUGACCACUAUAAGGAUGUGAGAGUUCAUCAUCUUGUGGAAUCGGUGAGUGACCAUUGUGCGCUUUUGAUCACCGACUCCAUUGUUUUGCAAAGUCCCCGGAAAAGAAGAUUUCAGUUUGAAGCAAUGUGGACGAGAAGAGAUGAGUGCAGGGAUAUCAUCAGGGCAGUGUGGAAUGAUAGUGUAAAUCUCUAUAGUCCGAAUGGCAUGGUGGCAGGGCUUAAGCAGUGUGCUGAUGAUUUAUCAAGGUGGAACGGGGAGGUCCUUGGUCGGGUUCCUAGGCAGAUUCAGAAUAAGAGGAGAGUCCUUAAUGAAUUAGUGUUGAGAGAUCAUGAUGGCAGCAAUGGUUUUGAAAUUAAUAAGAUUAGAAAAGAGAUUAAUGACUUGCUGGACUGUGAGGAGAUAAUGUGGCAACAAAGGUCUAAGGUUCAAUGGAUGGGGCUGAGGGAUCGUAAUACUAGAUACUUUCACACAAAGGCCUCUGAGAGGAAAAAGAAAAAUACCAUCUCUAAGAUUUUGGAUGAAAGGGGGAUGUGGAGAGAGUCUGCCUUGGAGAUAGCGGAGGUGGCUGUGUCUUAUUUUGAGAAGUUAUAUAGGACUUCCAAUCCCGAUAAGAUUGCGGAAGUUGUUGAAGCUAUUGAUCCUAAAGUUUCAGCCGAAAUGAACCAAAGUUUGAUCAAGCAAUUCACAAGAGAGGAGGUUGAGGCAGCCCUGAAGCAGAUGCAUCCGUCCAAAUCUCCCGGCCCAGAUGGGCGGCAAGGAUGGCAGUGAACAAAAGACAGGGUGCUGAAAAUGGUGGGUGGUCUCCUCCGCCGCCUGGAGUGUUCAAGGUGAAUGUUGAUGGGGCGACUUCAGUGGAUGGGAGAAACUCUAGUGCCGGGGCUGUCAUCCGGGACUCUUGUGGUACGGUCAUUGCUGCUUGCUGCAAGUAUUUCCAAGGCCAUUUUUCAGUUGCUGAAGCAGAAGAUCUUGCUGUGGAGUGUGGAAUCUUACUAGCCCGUGAUAUGAAGAUACCUCAAGUUAUCAUUGAAUCUGAUGCAGCAUCCAUUGUUAGUGAUAUUAAUGACAAGGUCGUGGAUGGUUAUCUUGGCCAUUUGUUCCAAGGAAUUUCUGCUUUGCUGAGUUCUUUCUCAAGCUGGAGAAUCAAACAUGUGAAAAGGGAGUACAACAGAGUGGCCCAUGAGUUAGCCCAUAUAGCUAGAGAUAGUGAAUCUAAUCACAUGUGGGUGGGAGUUCCUCCUCCUGCGCUGUUAGAGUUGAUUCAAGCUGACUGUACAGGGUAGUUUAAUGUUUGUAUUUCUGUUCUCUCUGUUGUAAGUCACUUUCAUUUUGUUUGGUUGAAUACAGAU
Messenger RNA from Quercus robur (English oak), 2052 nucleotides. RefSeq lists its product as uncharacterized. Gene Ontology annotation, molecular function: catalytic activity. Bases 89 to 1474 code for a protein of 461 amino acids. Lineage: Eukaryota; Viridiplantae; Streptophyta; Magnoliopsida; Fagales; Fagaceae. The record is from RefSeq and is a predicted model, not a curated record. The transcript is spliced from 2 exons.